AUGUGCAGCCGCGAGAAGGACGUACCUGCGCUUGCUAGCGACGCGAAGGGUGUGGCAGAUCGCCGUCCGGCCGGGCUUGCGCCGUCGGCGGCCCCAUCUGGCCCCCCACUUAUGACGACCAGUGCUAUGGCUAUGGAUUUGGUGGACACAGCUCCGGAAACUUUGAAGACAGCGCUGUCUGUUCCGCUCCCCGAUUCUGAAGAUGAGAGCUCCACCGCCCCUCAGCCACGCGGACGAAGUGGGAAACAGAAGAGGAGGGCAACAGCCGCGACGUCCGCUGUUCGCAGCUCGCCGAUCGAGAAGAGGGCCAAGCAAGAUUUCGCCCCUGACGCUGAUGGUUUUGUCCCGGCCCGGCGCACUGCAAGACGCAUGCAGUCAUCGACGACGCUUCCAACUGCCGUCGCCAAUUCAUUCGACGCGCUCGCUGACGCGCCGGACCAGCUGCCGCGCGAUCCUGCGCCAAAGACAGACUCCCAUCUCCCGCCGGUGGUCCUCCAGUUUCGGCCGCCCUAUGGGGAACUGCAGAAGUUGUUGCGCAACUGGACAACGGCCGUGUAUACUGUGAAGCCUGCCGGACGAGACCUGUACAGGGUCACACUCCGAUCUGCUGACGACUAUCGCUGGGUCACUCAGGAGGCGUCUGAGCGUGGUAUCCCGUUCUAUACCCACGCUUCCGCACCUGACAAAGUCUUGAAGAUUGUCAUCCGGGACCUCCCAUUCAACAUGGAAGCCGAUCACCUGCAUCGCGAACUCGCUGACCUGGGCUUCUACAUACGGGCAGUCGUGAAGAUGAAGUCUCCUAAAUCGCGCGAUGAUAUGCCGCUCUUCCUGGUCGUCUGCUCCGAAACCGUGGAGAACCGCAUACUAUACCAAUUGACGCGGGUCGCCGACGUUCCGGUUCAGACCGAAGAUCUUCGCUCCAGGAGAGGAAGUGCGUGUCCCCGUCCGCCCACUGAGAAGCCAACUUGUGCACUCUGUGGCGGUGCUCACGUGCCCAGCUAUCGUGGGCCACAUCCGAAGAAGCCAGCAACGAGACGGCCCGGCGUCUCUUUCGCGGUGGCGUCAGGGGGCGCCCUCACCGUCCCGGCUGCGUCGGCUGCUCCUGCUCCUGCCACGUCGGAUGGCGUGCCGAUACCUGAGGCUCCUGCGCCUCCACCACAGCUGCUAGUGGCGGACCCGGGUACUGUCUCUCCCGGGCCGUCGGCCAGACCACGCCCCGCCAAUCGCCUGCGCGGAGGUCAGCGCCCCGUGGGUACCCAGCGCUCAGCACCGUCGGUCGAGCAGCCCCAGGUGGACUCUCCAAGCGAGUCAGCCACGCCUCCCCCUUCCAGCGACGGGGCCACGCCGGCUGCCUCCACCGCUGACCUGGCCAACCUCGUCGCGCAGCUCACUGCCUUAGUGACCAAUGCUACGAAAUUGAUUGAAGCCCUGUCGCAGCAACUCACCGCUGCAGUGCCGCUGGCCUCUCCGGCCCCGACCGCUGUCAACACUCACCAGCUGCACAAUGGGCAUCGUUAG
Molecule: messenger RNA, 1518 nt
Organism: Schistocerca gregaria
Lineage: Eukaryota; Metazoa; Arthropoda; Insecta; Orthoptera; Acrididae
Exons: 2
Coding region: 1-1518 (505 amino acids)
Source: RefSeq, a predicted model, not a curated record